This is a messenger RNA of Pelodiscus sinensis (Chinese soft-shelled turtle), 2142 nucleotides long. RefSeq names its product chromosome 12 C19orf12 homolog (gene C12H19orf12). The record is from RefSeq and is a predicted model, not a curated record. Lineage: Eukaryota; Metazoa; Chordata; Testudines; Trionychidae.
CGCUCAUGCUCUGACAGCAGAUGUCAGUGUAUCAGAGACUGCUAAGGCUGCUGAGCUCUUCCUCGCUGAUGGUGUUGUAUUGACUGGCACAGCUACUGGAAUGCAGGCUGAUCCUAAAGAAUUGAAAGGGUCCUAACAAGCCAAGAUGCCAAUCGACGUUAAUGACGUGAUGCGCCUGUUGUGCCGUAUCUCUGAGGAGAGGAAGAUGAAGGCUGCUAUCAAGCAUUCUGGACAAGGAGCACUAGUAGCGGGUGCAACAGCAUUUGUUGGGGGCUUAAUGGGGGGCCCACCUGGAAUAGCCAUAGGGGGUGCAGUUGGUGGUUUAUUUGGUGCUUGGAUGACUGCUGGACAGUUUAAGCCAAUCCCCCAGAUUAUACUGGAACUGUCCCCUGCCGAGCAGCAGAAGCUCUAUGACGAUGCCUUCGCUAUUAUCAGAAACUUAGACUGGACUGAUGCUGCACAGUUGACUGCCCUUGUAAUGGGAAAUGCUGCCCUCCAACAGAAGCUGGCAGCAGUACUAAUAAAUUAUCUCUCACACGAGCUAAAAGCAGAAAUACGAUAUGGAGAGUAAACCUUUCCAGAGUGUGUUUGGGUUUUGAGGUUUCUUUGUUUUUUUUCCACUUUACAAUGAAGGAAAUUUCAUUUUGACAACUGUGAUUUUUUUCAUUUAAUAUAAUGAUUACUAGUUAUUGCAGCUAAUUGUAAAGUUAAGGAAAUGUCAUAGGCAGAUAUAUAUAUAUUUUUUUGUGAAUCUAGAAUUAGAUUACAGGAGGCCCCUGCUUUGCGAUGGCCCAAUUUUGUGACCCUCCCGCACUUACGACCUUUUCUGUAAGUGCGGAAGGGGCCGAAAUCCUCCGACAUACAUCCUUGGCCCCACAUUUACAAUGGCGUACGAUGCCUGUCAUAAAUGCGGUCUCAAUUUACGACGCCCCUGACUUGCAAUGCUGUCUCUGGAACCGAUUGCUUCGCAAGUCGGGCGCAGGCUGUACUGUAUUAUCUUAAACUGACUUGCUGUGCAAUUUCAGUUACUGGGUAUUGAAAACUGAAAUCAAGGUAAAACAUUAAAGAAACUGUUUCUCACACACCAAAUAUGAGUAGGAAAAUUUUCAGAUUCACUGUAGUGACUUAGGCUCUUAGGUCCCACUUUUAAGAGUGACUUACGCUCCAAAGUCACUUGAAAAUUUUACCCACUGUCUACUCCUGAACUGUGAAGAUUGCAAGAUUAAAGGGACUUCUGCUGACAAGUUAAAUAUCUUCUCAAACUUUUCUUUGUUCCCUGCUACAAUUUUAUCCUAAUUGAGUUUUUUUUAUUCACCUACAAGUCUGACAAAUGCCUAGCUGAACCUUAUUGCUACAGGUAGACAAAACGUGUAUAACUAGGUUGCUCCUGCUAAUCUUUUUUGGGAAGGCUUGACCAAAAAGGCUUCUAAAAUGGUGGUGGCUGCUGACGUCUCCUGCUGACGUCUCCCUUCCAGUCACAGAAUUGGGUUUGUCAUCUCAGCAUUGCCUUGUAGAGGAGAAAUGCUUUGCUCUGACUGAAAUUUGUUGAAUCUGAACUGUAAGUGUUAAUUAGUCCUUUCUUUUCUUUAAAAUAUUUUCAAAGAGUAAUGGUGUAAUGAACAAAUCUUCAGUACAAAUUAGUUCUCUUAGCCAAAUCUUAACUUUUUCUGUGCACCAGUAGCAAUAUAUGUAUGUCUUGUGAUAGAAAAUAAUGUACCCCUGCAUCCUGAUGGCAUAUCAUGUUUUUAAAACAAAUCAAGUCUAUCAGAAUUGUGAACUGAAACAUUAGCAAAAAUGAGGCAUGUUGUUUUAUUAUGUCAAACUAUAUUGAAUAAUGAUUUGGGAUGGUUUCCCAUACAUGUUGAAACUGAGGAAAUCUAAAUGGAAUUAUGCUUAUUAUCUUCUGGUUUUCCCCUAUUUAUAUUGAAAUACUGUAAAAAAAGCUCAUAUAUACAAAGUGUACAAAGGUGCCUUCUUUUAUAUGUAAAAAUGUACAAGAAAUUAAAUUGUUUUUAUAUUAUAUUCUUUUCCUAAUAGUAAAAUCAAAAUAAAGAAUUUUUGUCAGGCUUCCAAAAUUUGGAAUCUGGCUGGGAAAAAGUGUUCUUGAUUGACAGUUUACCAAAUAUGCUUGCUUGGAUUUGG